UGGCCCGCUAGAACAGAACGAGUAGAUCACUUGAGAAACAAGCGCUUCAUCCAGUCAUAUUACUAUUGCAGCCAGUGCUCUUACACAUGCCAAGUGUGCUUUAGCAAUGAUAACUAAGAUGGCAGAAUCACCUACAUCAAACGGCAUGGUCCAGCAGCCUACCAGUACCCUGGUGCAGACUCCUUCCUCCACUGCAAGCUCUUACAAGAGAGAAAACUCACCUAAAUCUCCAACCCAAGAUUCACUCUCUAAGAAGCGUGCUAGGAAUAGGCAUGUGCCUUACCAAAACAGCAAGAGUCCCAGUGGCAGUUGCUCCAGCUCAGACGAAGGUAGCGAUGAAAACGAUACAGGAGACUUUCCUAUAGUUGUGGAAUCCAGAAGCAAGAGGCUGCAAGCGAACAGCCGAGAGAGAAAGAGGAUGCAUACCGUGAACUCUGCAUUUGAUGAACUAAGAGAACUUGUGCCAACCUAUCCAUCAAAUAGGAAGCUCUCCAAGAUUGACACACUCAGAUUAGCAUGUACCUACAUUCAAGACUUGGUUUCUGUCCUCCACCAAACAAGAGCCAUGCAGAGUAUGCAAGGGGAUGAAUUGGCUCAAUUUCCUAUCUAUGGAGAUGGCUAUGGACUGCCUGGACCUUACUCGCCAUGUUUUAAUGUGAAGACGGAAGCUUCUAUCUCAGAAUUCCCUGCAUUUACCAAUUACAGGAUGCCUUCAACCUGCAUGACACCUACAUGUGACUCGGAUUACAGCAAUUCUGAAACAGAGACACACAGCCCACCUUACCUGCCGCCAACAUCGCAUAGUGGCCUACCAGCUGGUAUUGCAGUGAGACCUCCACCACUUACAAGAACCAGUAGUGAUUCAGCUGCACAAAUUCAUAGGCCAAUGGCACAUGCAACCGUGAGUGUCACUGGUGGGCCUUCACAUUCACAAUCACAGCGACAGAUGACCAUCCCGUCUCCAUUAGCAACCCAUGCCGUGCAGCACACUGCGCAGCCACUUCUGUCAAAUGAACUCGGUAUUCAUCACUCACCUCCCGUGUGGCAACGGUGUGGGAGUAUGCCCACCUACCCAGUGUACGGGCAAUAGGAAAACUCACUUUAUGUAAAAAUUAAAUCACUGUUUUAGUAUCGUUUUUAUUGUCAGAACUUCACCCUUCCUGUUUUAUUGUUUAUAUAUUUAUUUUGUCAGCGGAUUUUUGAUCAGUCACUCAUCAAUAAUAUUAUUAUAUUGUUUUGUACAAAUAUUCACGUUCCCUGCAUGCAUGCAUCAUACCAGCAAUAAUAAUUAAUUUUUUUUACCAGAUUUGUGACUUCUGUUAACCUCUAGUCUAUUCUCGAGAUAAUUUUUGUUAUAGAAUUUGGACACAAGUAUAGCUAUUAUUAUUAUUGGUACGUUGGCCA
This is a messenger RNA of Halichondria panicea, 1404 nucleotides long. Its product is annotated as neurogenin-3-like. The record is from RefSeq and is a predicted model, not a curated record. The transcript has 2 exons. Bases 107 to 1090 code for a protein of 327 amino acids. NCBI's taxonomy places the organism in Eukaryota, Metazoa, Porifera, Demospongiae, Suberitida, Halichondriidae. Gene Ontology annotation, molecular function: protein dimerization activity; DNA-binding transcription factor activity, RNA polymerase II-specific.